CUCCAUAGCGUCGUUACCAUUUUCCCACGUGGUUUCUUUAGUGCAUCAUGGCGGCUGGUUUCAAGACAGCAGAGCCAUUGGAAUAUCACAGAAGCUUUUUGAAAGAAAACUGCCGACCAGAUGGGAGGGAACUGGGAGAAUUCAGACCUACAACAUUAAAUAUUGGUUCAAUAAACACAGCUGAGGGCUCAGCAUUGGUGAAAAUUGGAAACACAACGGUCAUCUGUGGCAUAAAAGCAGAAUUAGCCUUGCCAUCUAGCGAUGCUCCAGAUAAAGGAUAUAUUGUUCCGAAUGUGGACCUGCCUCCACUCUGCUCCUCCAGAUUCCGACCUGGUCCUCCCGGAGAACAGGCGCAGACAGCCAGCCAGUUCAUCGCUGAUGUCAUCGACAGCUCUAACAUUAUAAAGAAAGAAGACUUGUGCAUUGAGAAGUCAAAGUUGUGCUGGGUCCUGUACUGUGACAUCAUGUGUUUGGACUAUGACGGAAACUUACUUGACGCGUGCAUCAUAACCUUACUAGCAGCGUUAAAGAAUGCCCAACUUCCCAAAGUCACAAUUAACAAGGAGACAGAUUUAGCAGAGGUGGAGCUGCAGCACAAGAGACACCUGCAAAUCCGCUGCCACCCGGUCGCCUCGUCUUUCGCAGUAUUUGAUGACACAGUGAUUAUAGUGGACCCUACAGCAGAAGAGGAAAGCUUGUGCAGGGCAUUACUCACUGCAGUCACAGACGAGGACGAUCAGCUCUGCGCUCUCCACAAACCGGGAGGCAUUUCCUUAUCAGCAGAGAAGCUUCAGGACUGCAUAAGCCGAGCUGUAACACGCAAUCGCGAAAUCAGCAAACUCAUUGACAAAGUCAUCCAGAGCACCGAGAUGUCAAAAUGAAUGGGGGAAGACACAUUUUAUCUAAAAGUUGUAUUUUUCACUGUCAAUAUAUAUUUUCUUUUAUCACAAUAAAACUGCUGACAAAGACCAUUUACAAAA
Messenger RNA from Electrophorus electricus (electric eel), 980 nucleotides. It is a transcript of the gene exosc8, whose product is annotated as exosome component 8. Gene Ontology annotation, cellular component: nuclear exosome (RNase complex); cytoplasmic exosome (RNase complex). The record is from RefSeq and is a predicted model, not a curated record. NCBI's taxonomy places the organism in Eukaryota, Metazoa, Chordata, Actinopteri, Gymnotiformes, Gymnotidae. Gene Ontology annotation, molecular function: mRNA 3'-UTR AU-rich region binding. Gene Ontology annotation, biological process: U1 snRNA 3'-end processing; exonucleolytic trimming to generate mature 3'-end of 5.8S rRNA from tricistronic rRNA transcript (SSU-rRNA, 5.8S rRNA, LSU-rRNA); TRAMP-dependent tRNA surveillance pathway.